Messenger RNA from Hirsutella rhossiliensis, 3687 nucleotides. RefSeq names its product PIF1-like helicase domain-containing protein. The coding region runs from base 1 to 3687 and encodes 1228 amino acids. Lineage: Eukaryota; Fungi; Ascomycota; Sordariomycetes; Hypocreales; Ophiocordycipitaceae. The record is from RefSeq and is a predicted model, not a curated record. Gene Ontology annotation, molecular function: DNA helicase activity. The transcript is spliced from 8 exons. Gene Ontology annotation, biological process: DNA repair; telomere maintenance.
AUGUUCCCUCUUGAUGGACCGGCUGCCUUUGCGGAUACCGAUAAGCUGUCCAUGGUCCGUGUCGCUAAAGAUUCCUUCCACAGGCUCGAGCAAGCGUAUGCGAACUUGAACGAGGACCGACUGAAGAGAGCCGAGGCGGAGAUGCGGGAGACAAGGACCACGUCGGACCCUGACAUAUCGGUCUUGCUUCGCGAGCUGUCGAUUUUUGGCCACGCACAGCCGCUCUCGAACGAAUCCCGUUUGCUUAUGCGGAGGAAGAUACAAGCUGUUAACAUUUGGGCCGGUAUGCCUGCAGUUUGGAUUACCAUCAGUCCCAACGACAUUAAUAAUCCGAUAAAGAUGAAGCUUGCCAUUCAUAGGCUGCACGAUUAUGACUCUGCAAAGGAGCUUUUGGCCGAUCUCCGUGAAAAGUACGACAGAAUCGCCCUCAGCACCAUGGAUCCGGUCAGCUCGGCCAUCUUCUUCCACCGAGAAAUAUCCCUAUUCUUUGACAAAUACGUGAAUACAGGCCGGGAAUCGAUCUUUGGGAAGAUUAGCCACUACUACGCGACGGUGGAGACGAAUGAGCGAGGCAGCCUCCACUUGCAUGGACUCCUCUGGCUGGAGGGCAACAUGCGGUUACCGAACCUGAUGGACGACAUGGCCAAUCCCGCGGAAGAAGCAUACCGUGCCCAGGUGAUCCGGUAUGUGGACUCUGUCUUUCAUGAGUGUUUAGACGAAGAUGCCGGAAAAGCCGUGCGACAACAGAGGAAGCCCAUCGAUCCCGUGGAGGAGGUCAUGACCAGCACCUCGGCUCUCACUGCGGCCUUCGAAGACGAAUCCAACUUCAUCGCGUACUGUUGCCAAGUGCACUCCCACACGUACACCUGCCUCAAGUAUUCUCUGAAGGGUGUCAUCGAACAGGGGGCAGAUCAACAGAGACGGACAGCCUGCCGCUUCAAGGCACCGUGGAAGAUCGUCGAGGAGACAGGGUUCACAGAGGAUGGUCUGCUUCAGAUCCGGCGCAAUCACCCGCUCGUCAACCGGUAUAACAAGUCAUUGGCGGUCGGCCUUCGCCACAAUCACGACGUCUCGAUGAUCUUGACCAAAACCAAGGGCCUGGCCAUGGUGUACUACAUCACGAACUACGCCACCAAACUGGAUACGCCGAUGUGGAGGCGCAUUGCUCGCCACCGAGAUCCCGCCCUGCCCGACAACAGGCAGCAGGCAGUGUUGAACGAGAGCCGUCAAUUCCUGAUGAGAACGGCAAAUCGGAUCUUCUCCGAGCGACAACUCUCGGCCGUAGAGGUCUGUUACCACCUCCUUGGAUAUGAUACCGACUUUACCAACGUGCCGCAUUGGUCUUUCCUGAACCUGACGGCGCUCUAUUGGGCAAUCUUUCGCCUAUGGUCACAUCUCCGCCAUCAGGCCGGCGAGCUGACGGACGCUGAACAGCCCGCGGAGACAAUCCGUCUGAGGCAAGGAGGGCGAACCCUUCUAUACCUAGACGCGUAUGCGUACCGCGGCCAUGUUCUACGAGACUUAUGCCUGUAUGACUACAUGUCAAUGAUUCAUUUGGAUUCCGACUGUGACGACUGGAUCCAAAAGCUUCGACGGCCCGACCAGUACGCCAUCCCGAUCUUCCAAGGAUACAUCAGCGACGACCAUGAGGACGAUCACCCAGUCUAUAUUAAGCGAAAUUCGGUCCUACACUUGGCGCUAUUCGUCCCUUGGGAGAAGUUUAUUUCUGAGAGCCAAGGCGACAUAACCGACAUAUGGACGACGCAUCGAUCGGGGCUUUGUCCCCGCCUCCGUUUCCAUGUCUCCAACAUUGGUCUUUUGAGAAAAUCUGCCGAAGACGCGCGCAAGGACGCGAAGCUCUGGGCCAGUCGGUCGGAGGGCGACGACACAAUUGACGUCGAGUACCCACUUGACGACGGCCGCGAUGAAGAAGAGCCUCCAGCGCUGGCUCAUCGUCAGGCCUACAAAGCUCUGCUCCAGAUUUUGCGAAAUGCCGUGCAGGAUACGGACGCCACAAAAGACUCACCCGUCCUUGGAGGUCUAAUACACGAUCUGUGCGAAGAGAACCCGGCUGAAGAAGAGCAACCUUUUGUCCAACGUCAAGAGGAUCUGUACCGGAAUAUGCCCGAUCAAGGUGACGCCUUGUGUCAAUUCCCCAUAUCUCGAGACGAUGUCCAAGCAGCGGCCAAGGCCCAACAACUAUUGCAUCUUCGGAUGCUGGACGAUAUUGAGGGUGGUUCUCAGGGCACCGUACUAUCCACGAAUGGCGCCGACAUUGACGAUACCCUUGCUCGCUACGGCGAUAUGGAGUCCGCCGCUGCGCUCCCGGGCAGUGACCUCAAUGAACAAGGCCCUCGGAUGCUUGUCGACGUCAGUCCGGUCACUAGCUUCGUGGAGAUGGGACACACCACCGCGGCCAGCUUUACACUGAACUAUCUACAGACCAUGGCCCUUCAACUCGUUUGCCUAUUUCUGGACAGGUAUACGGCCAAUCCGGACUCAGCGGGUCAGCAUCUUCAAUACACCGGCGGGCCGGGUGGCACGGGAAAGUCGAGGAUUAUCGAUGCCCUGAAGGGCGUGUUCGCGGCGAGGAACCAGCCGCAUCUUCUGCAGAUAACCGGCACGUCGGGCAGUUCGGCGGCCCAUAUUGGCGGCACGACCAUCCACUCGGCCUGUGGGUUAGAUUCCCAUCGCGAUCCAAACAAACCGCCUCCCCCCUUCUCGGAGGCGAAGAAGUGGAUCUGGAAACAGAAGCUGGUACUCGUGAUUGACGAGGUCAGCAUGCUGGGAGGAGCCACUCUGCACAACGUCAGUCGUCACCUGCAGGCACUCCGUGACUGUCCGGACGAACCGUUUGGCGGCAUGCCCGUCGUCCUACUGAUGGGAGACUUCUACCAGUUCGCCCCAUUGUGGCAUCUGUUCAAAACCGUGGUGCUCCUCGAAGACCAAGUCCGCGCACGCAACGAUCCCCAACUCCGUGCACUCCUGGAUCGAGUUCGUAACGGGCGCCAGACCCAUCAAGAUCUGAGCUUGCUCAACGCCAACAUUGUAGGACGCUCGCAAAUCACCUUCCACGAUGGUUUGCGCGCUAUAACGCCGCUGAACCGCACCCGGUGGGCCCUCAACAUGGAAGCUGUUGUGGGCUGGGCGCGCUUCAACAAGCGGCACAUCCGUAUCUUUGUCUCGACUCACACCUGGCGUAGCGGCGCGCUUUCUCCAGACAUCGUAGCGCGAACCGUCGGACAAGGCGACGACUCUGCCUGCAAAGUCCCCGGCGUCUUCUUCUACGCCCAGGGCAUGCCCGUGGUUGUCAACAAGAACGUCUACACUGGCCUGAAGGUUGUGAAUGGGGCCGACUUUGCUGCCGUGGACGUAGUACUCGAUCCCAAUCACCCGGGAUACUGCUUGGCCAAUGACGUGACCAUCCACUUCGGGCCACCACUCGGCAUUCUUCUGCAGUCCGAGGAGACGAAUGCCUUGGCGAUACCGUCCCUCCCUGUGGGGACGGGUAAAACGUUUGUAGAAGUACUCUUGGAGCUGCGUGGAAAUCGUCUGACCAAUGGCGAACCCUCCAAAUGCGAUUUCACGAGCCUCUAUGUUCAACUGUCCAGGUGUACUACGCUCCAUGGCAUCAAACUCCUCAGUCCCACUCACAAACUUGGCGGCGCAAACGAGACGGGCAUAUGA